CUUGCCCGCACUGCACCGCACCACUCCUGCACAGCCAUGCCCAAGGCAUCCACUUCCGCCGACGCGCGCCAGGCCAGGCGCCAUAACCCGCUCUCCGAGGACUACGCGCCCACCCACCCGCUCAAGCAAAAGGCCGCCAAGAGGAAGAAGGCGAACAGCGACAACCGCGAUGACGAGGGCUUCGUCGACUCCAAGGCGUCGCGCAAGAUUUUGAAAAUCGGUCAGGACUUGGCCGAUGAGGAGGAGCUGGAGCAGAAUGCUCGCAGGCCGCCCAAGCCAAACCCUGCUUUUGCAUUCGAGUCGAGGCUCGACGAUGGCGUUGAAUCGGACGAGGAGGUUGUUGGCCAAGAUGACGACGAUGCCUGGGGCGACGAAGACGAGGAAGAGAUAGUUGAGGAGAUUGAAAUCGAUCCGGAAGAUCUCGACCUCUUCAACCGUUUCAACCCUACCUCCGACCCCUCGCACCUCUUCCAACCAGGUGGUGGCGAAGAGCAGGCCGGAGGCACCAACCUUGCCGAGUUGAUUCUUGAAAAGAUUGCCGAGAGGGAAGCGCAGGAGGCAGCAGAAGGACCUAGGGACAUUAUAGGCGGAGGUGCGCCCGAGGAUGCUGUAGAACUGCCCGCUAGGGUCGUCGAGGUCUACACACAAGUCGGGCUUAUCCUUUCGCGCUACAAGUCUGGCAAGCUUCCGAAGCCCUUCAAAAUCUUGCCUUCGCUUCCUGAGUGGGAGACUUUGAUAUCCAUCACGCGGCCUGAUUCGUGGACCCCCAACGUUUGCUAUGAAGCUACGAAGCUUUUCGUCUCUUCGACCCCUCAAACUACGCAAAUCUUCCUCAACAGCAUCCUUCUUGAGCGGGUCCGGGCCGAUAUCCACGACUCUAAAGAGAAGAAGCUGAACGUGCACUUGUACAAGGCGCUCAAGAAAGCUUUGUACAAGCCAGCUGCUUUCUUCAAGGGUAUUCUGUUUCCGCUUGUCGGCGGCGGGGACUGCACUCUCAGAGAAGCUCACAUCAUAGCCAGCGUACUGGCUCGUGUCUCCAUUCCCGUUCUCCACUCUGCGGCGGCACUGCAUAGGUUGUGUGAGAUUGCUGCUGAGCAGAUGUCUGUCAGCACGGUCGCCGGUGGCGCAACAAACAUCUUUAUCCGCACGCUGCUGGAGAAGAAAUAUGCUCUCCCGUACAAGGUCAUCGACGCCCUGGUUUUCCAUUUCCUCCGUUUCAAGAACUCGGACCUGUUGGCGGGUGACGCAGAUGCUAUGACUGACGUUGCUGGCCCGGGAUCUAAGAGCGGCGAUGUCAAGUUGCCGGUACUUUGGCACCAGUGCUUGCUUGCUUUUGCGCAGCGCUACAGAAACGACAUUACCGAGGACCAAAGAGAAGCCCUGUUGGAUCUGCUGCUCGUUAAGGGCCACAAGCAGAUCGGACCAGAGGUCAGGCGAGAACUUCUUGAGGGAAGAGGCAGGGGUGUUGUGGUGGAGCCGCAGGCCGGAAAUGGAGGUGAUGAUACCAUGAUGAUUGUAGACUCAUAGAUGAUUUGCUCUGCUCUUGCUGGAGUCUUCAUUUGGUUAAUGAGGGUCGGAAAAAGAGGCACGGCGUUUAACAGCAUUUUUUCAUGUCAAGAAAAAUUAUAUGCCGGCAUUGCCUGCAAUGCCAUCUUUCAAGCAAUCUUCGUGCAAUUCUUAACUGGUUGAGCUCCGUGCUAUCAAAUAUUAGUGGAUACAGUUCGUGG
Molecule: messenger RNA, 1727 nt
Organism: Aplosporella prunicola CBS 121167
Lineage: Eukaryota; Fungi; Ascomycota; Dothideomycetes; Botryosphaeriales; Aplosporellaceae
Exons: 3
Coding region: 37-1527 (496 amino acids)
Biological process (GO): rRNA processing
Cellular component (GO): cytoplasm; preribosome, small subunit precursor; nucleolus
Molecular function (GO): snoRNA binding
Source: RefSeq, a predicted model, not a curated record